Messenger RNA from Camelina sativa (false flax), 1750 nucleotides. The record is from RefSeq and is a predicted model, not a curated record. Lineage: Eukaryota; Viridiplantae; Streptophyta; Magnoliopsida; Brassicales; Brassicaceae.
AUCCUGGUCUUGGGCACUCAAUCAGCAAUAAGGAGCUCAAGUAUAUAGAGUCAUGGUUCAAGAGACGGUUGAAGAGUUCGUCGUCGCCUACUUGUCUUCAACUUAAUUGUCUUAAAGAUUUGUUCCACUCAAGUUAAUAACUGUACGUCUGUACCUAAGGCCAUCUUUAUCGGGCCAUCUUUAUGGGUGUGCUUGGGUAUAUUUGUAUUUAAAAAAAUUCGAAAUUGGGCUUAGAGCAUAAAACAUGUUCUUAUUUCCGAACUGUUGUGAGGUGUGUUCUUCUGUGACGUGUCCAAAUGGUAUUGGAAAGAAUUAUUUGGGGGUCGAGAGUUUUAUUUGGUUUCAACUUUUUUGGUUUUAUCGACCUAGGGUUCAUCUUCUUUGGUCUUCAAAGGGCGAUUUCAGUGCCGAUCUCUUCGUAACCGUCUCCGCUGUCUCGUCUGUGUCCGGCAUCUCUGCAAGCUCUUCCUCUCGACUUUCUCGGCUGUCUUGCGAAGCUCCUCACCUUCUCUGCAAGAGAUCUCGUAGUCUCCUCCUUUGCCGCUGUCUCCUCUGUCUCGUCGGCGAUCUCUUUACCGUCUACUCAUCUCGUUUGUCUCCGGCGUCUCAUCUGUCUCCGGCGUCUCGUCUGUCUCGUCUCACCUCCGGCGAACAAAGGCUUCUAGGUGAGAUUAAACAUUGGAAAUUAAAUCGAGGAGAAGGAUCAUCAAACCUGCAUCAUCAAACGAUAGGAAUCUCAAGGUAGACGAAGAUAUGUUCUCUGAUUAUGACUAUGGCAUAAACAGCCCACUAGACUAUAGUGAUGAUUCAGAAUCAGAGGCUGAGACAUGUUACUAUGAACCUACACCAUCAGUUGGACGACCUAGUCUUACGAACCAUGAGGUAUUGGUUCCACUACCUGCUCAUGUGACACAACCAGCCGAGGUUGGAUGACCUAGUCUUACGAACCAGCCGAACGACCAAGUCAACCAGCGUAACGACCAAGUGAUCGUUGAGCUCAAGGACCAAGUGAUCCAGCUCAACGACCAAAUGAUCCAGCUCAAGCUUUUGGUGAUCCAGCUCAAGGACCAAGUCAUGCACCUGAAGGACCACGUCUAUCAGAGGCUCAAGUAAAGUUUGGGAUGUUGUUUACUGAGUUUGAGUUUGUCCGUUUGAGUCACAUGUAUUUACAUGUAUGUGUUUGCUUUGUUUGGACAGAGUCACUUAUGUUUUUUGAGUUUGUCCGUUUGAGUCACAUGUAUUUACAUGUAUGUGUUUGCUUUGUUUGGACAGAGUCACUUAUGUUUUUUGAGUUUGUCCGUUUGAGUCACAUGUAUUUACAUGUAUGUGUUUGCUUUGUUUGGACAGAGUCACUUAUGUUUUUUGAGUUUGUCCGUUUGAGUCACAUGUAUUUACAUGUAUGUGUUUGCUUUGUUUGGACAGAGUCACUUAUGUUUUUUGAGUUUGUCCGUUUGAGUCACAUGUAUUUACAUGUAUGUGUUUGCUUUGUUUGGACAGAGUCACUUAUGUUUUUUGAGUUUGUCCGUUUGAGUCACAUGUAUUUACAUGUAUGUGUUUGCUUUGUUUGGACAGAGUCACUUAUGUUUUUUGAGUUUGUCCGUUUGAGUCACAUGUAUUUACAUGUACUUGGUGGUGCUGAGUUUGAGUCACAUGGUUUUGUUUUUAUUUGUUUGCCUUGUCACAAAGUCACAGAGUCACUUGGUCCUUGUUCGUCACAUGCUUAAUUUACAAACAACUCACUCUUGUUCUA